This is a messenger RNA of Scatophagus argus, 594 nucleotides long. RefSeq names its product ribosomal protein S27 like (gene rps27l). The record is from RefSeq and is a predicted model, not a curated record. Lineage: Eukaryota; Metazoa; Chordata; Actinopteri; Scatophagidae. Gene Ontology annotation, molecular function: structural constituent of ribosome; RNA binding. Gene Ontology annotation, cellular component: ribosome; cytosolic small ribosomal subunit. Gene Ontology annotation, biological process: ribosomal small subunit assembly; translation. The transcript has 4 exons. The coding region runs from base 136 to 390 and encodes 84 amino acids.
CUAGAUUAUUUUGUAUAUCCUGUUGAUCGUAUUGGGUGAUUAUCUCAAGCCCUCGGGUCUAACAGUUCCUGUUGUUGCACACUUUCUGUUCAAGCGGACCACGUAUGCGCAGGAAAGCGAGCCUAGCAUGUAAAAAUGCCUCUGGCUAAAGAUCUCCUCCACCCAACUAUUGACCAUGAAAGAAGACGGCAUAAAAAGAAAAGACUUGUUCAGGCACCUAACUCUUACUUUAUGGAUGUGAAGUGCCCAGGCUGUUACAAGAUAACCACGGUGUUUAGCCAUGCACAGACAGUGGUUCUCUGUGUGGGAUGUUCUACUGUGUUGUGCCAGCCAAAAGGAGGAAAGGCCAGGCUGACAGAGGGUUGUUCUUUUAGGAGGAAGCAACAUUAAAAAGGGAUUGCACACUUCACAUCUGUAAUUAAGCCAUGCUCUUUUGAUCAUUUAUCUUUUCAUUAAUUCUCAUUGACAAGUUCUGUCACUGUCCAGAUGUUCAACUUUUAUGAUACAUUUGUAAACUAACAGAAUUUUUAAAUCUGUGGGAUUGUAAAAGUGAAAUCUCUACAAGUCAAUAAAGAAAGCUGUUAUAAAAGUUGA